Messenger RNA from Micropterus salmoides (largemouth bass), 1455 nucleotides. It is a transcript of the gene nhej1, whose product is annotated as nonhomologous end-joining factor 1. NCBI's taxonomy places the organism in Eukaryota, Metazoa, Chordata, Actinopteri, Centrarchiformes, Centrarchidae. The transcript has 9 exons. Gene Ontology annotation, cellular component: DNA ligase IV complex; nucleus. The coding region runs from base 238 to 1185 and encodes 315 amino acids. Gene Ontology annotation, molecular function: DNA end binding. Gene Ontology annotation, biological process: double-strand break repair via nonhomologous end joining. The record is from RefSeq and is a predicted model, not a curated record.
UCUUUAACCAUCAACAGGAACCGGCGGCAGUUUGCAGCAGCGUCUCUUGCUCCAGAUCCCCAUUACAGGUCAGAAGAGAGGAGCCGGUAACCCGCAGGAGCUGCCACUGCAGCCUCCAUCCUGCAGGGUGGUGAUUAUGCGGCCGGGACGGCGUCUGUAACGCGGCUUUAACAGAUCUGAGUCCAGGCUUUUGGGGCGCAUUCCUCUGGAGUCCGUUUGGUACCUUGUUUUUGGGCCAUGAUGGAGGCCAGCGGAGCCCCGACUGAGGUCCUCCUGCAACGUCCAUGGCUUCCUGUGAGCAUCAGCUGCUGCCAGCUGCUAGCCAAGAGCUGGUUUGGGGAAACGGCGUACCACGUCCUGCUGACUGACAUGCACUGUGUGUGGGAGGAGAGGAUGGACUCAGCAGGCAUCCAGAAGAGAGCGCAGGAGCUGAACAGGCGUUUGCGAGCCCCGGUCAAAGCCUUCUUCUCCCACCUGUGUGAGGUGGUUCAGCCCUGUCUAACAGGAAGUGACGGGCGACCCGACGGUCAGGUGCUGGUGUCCCUGACGCGACAGGAGGAUGGCAACAUCAGCAUGAAGCUGAAGAGCGAGCUGGCAGGGCUGCCCUUCUACUGGGAGUUUCACUGCACCCCAGCCCCCAUCACUGUGGUGUGUGUUCAGCUGGUGCGCCCCCUGCUGGCGAUGAGUCAUCUGCUGCAGCGGCAGGUGGAGCAGCUCGCAGGUCUGCUGGCGAGGAAGGACGCAGAGAUCCAGGACUACAGAGAGAACGGAGCCACGCUCAGCAGAGCGCGGCUGCAGACGGACGUUUUUGUGGAGCAAGCCUUCAGAGAGGACUUCAUGUCAAAGACUCUUCCUCUGCUGCGCUCUGAACAGCAGGACGCAUUGGGCUUCAAUGCCGACCUCCAGCAGCUGUACGCGGCCAUCGUCGCCCACGGCAACGCAGGCACAAGGAAACGCAAACUGUCCGAGGAGCGCCCUGUCGAGGAGGACCAGCCGCCCACUGAAGAACCAGACCUCACCUCGUCUCUCGGUGGAUCUGUCAGCAGUGAAGCAGGUGAGGACAGAGCGGACGCAGCCGGAGCCAAGAUGGCCGACAGACCCAAACAGUCUCUACCGGUCACGUCCGAACCUGCUGAGCGAACGUCCAACAAACCAAAGAAGAAGAAAGUCGGACUGUUCAGAUGAGUCCGAGCAGUAGGACGCACACACAGAUGCCAAUUCAGAACUUCGUUAGAAAAAGUGCUGUUUUUAAUCCCUAAUUCGAUGAAAUAUGGGCUUUAAACCCGUGUCUUAUUUUUAAACUUUGAUCACGGACAAUUUUAUAGUUUGAGAGACUUAAGCUGGUUUUAAUUGGGUUUAGAUUUUAGACUUUUAGAUUUUUUUUUUAAAGUCUGAAUUUUGUGGGGUUCUAGAGAAAUCAAGCAAGCUGUCGAAUAAAGAUGUAAAUAUCACUUU